AUGAGCCUCCUGGCUGCGCAGCCGGCGGGCUACAGCACGUUCGCGCCGGCGCCGCUGAGCGCGGGCGGCAGUCGUCGGCCCAAGGCGUCCUGGCUCUCGCGCCUCUUUCUCGCGUGGUGCGCCCCGAUCUUGUCGCUCGGCAAUGACAAGCAGCUCGACCUCGACGAUACGUGGAAGCUCGAGCCGGAGGACACGUGCAGCGCUGCCGUUGCGCAGCUCAAGCAGCACUGGACAAGCUCCGGGUCGCUCGUGCUUGCGUUUGUGCGCUGCUACGGCGGCGUGUACGCCUGCGUCGGUCUCGUGCUCGCGAUCGCCUACGGCUGUGACCUCGCCGGGCCCUUGAUCCUCAACGAGGUCGUCACGCUCAUGUCAGCGCCAGGUAGUGACACAACCUUGAUUUGGAAGUGGCUCGCCGUGCUCUUUGGCUCGCGCGUGCUCAAGGCCCUCCUUUUUGCGCACGUGUAUGCGACGACGCAGGUCGUUGCGAUGCGCUUCACAGCGGCGCUCAAGAGCCUCCUGUUCCAGAAGGCGCUGCGCCUUAGCACCGAGUCGCGUAGCACGGGCGACCUCGUCAACCUGUAUACGACCGACGUCUCGAAUCUCCUUCUCGCGGCCUACUACGUCCAUGAACUCUGGAUUCUGCCGGUCGAGAUUGGCGUCGCGCUCUAUUGUCUCUACGACAUUCUGGGUCCUGCGACGUGGGCCGGCGUCAGCGUCAUUCUGCUCGUGCUCUGCGUCAACCACGUGCUCGCCAAGGUCAUGGCGACCGCGUUCGAGGGCAUCAUGCGUCUCAAGGACGAGCGCAUGGCGCGUAUCCACGAAGCCUUUGGCGCCAUUCAGACCGUCAAGCUGCACGCGUGGGAGGACAAGGUCGCGGCCAAGCUCCACGGGAUUCGCGAGCGGGAGCUCGCCUUCAUUUGGCGCUACCUGCUUGUGGGCGCGUUCAACAUUUUUGCGCUCUGGGGCGCGCCCAUGGCGGUCUCGACGGCCACGUUUGCUGUCUACGCGCUCUACUUGCAGCACCCAUUGUCGGCCGCCAGCGUCUUUACAGCCCUCGCGCUCUUCCGCCUCAUGCAAGAGCCGCUGCGGUCGUUCCCCAAGAUCAUCACAGGCAUGAUCCAAGCGCGGGUGUCGCUGCAGCGUCUCCGGACGUUCUAUACCCUUCCAGAACGACUGCCCGAGGCGACGGCGACGACGCCGGCGGCCCCCGACGUCGCGAUUGCGCUCUGCGAUGCUACGUUUGCGUGGUCUCGAACCGGCGACGCGCUCUUUCGCAGCCUCUCGCUCGACGUCAAGCAAGGCGACUUGGUCGUUUUGCACGGCAAAGUCGGCAGCGGCAAGUCGUCGCUGCUCGCAGCGCUCCUCGGGGACAUGGAGCGUCGCGCGGGCUCGUUGUACCUUGGUGGCUCGGUCGCCUACUGCUCCCAGACGCCGUGGAUCCAGCACAUGUCGAUCCGCGACAACAUUUGCUUUGGCGCAGCGUACGAGAAGAAGAAGUACCUCAAGGUCCUCGAGGCCUGCGGGCUCAUACCGGACCUCCAAGCGCUAUCGGCCGGCGACAAGACGGAGAUCGGCGCCAAGGGACUCAACCUGAGCGGCGGGCAGAAGGCUCGGGUCGCCCUCGCGCGCGCAUGCUACAGCGACGCCGAUAUCUUUCUCCUUGACGCGCCGCUCGCCGCCGUCGAUGCGGUCGUCGCUGCCGACAUCUUUCAAAAGUGCGUGCUCGGCCUCCUGCGCCACAAGACGCGCGUGCUCGUGACGUACAACACCGAGAUCAUUGGCUCCAAAGUCGUCGACAGCGUGCUCAAGCUCUGUGACGGCCAGCUUGUCCAGACGCGCACGAUCGACAAGACGCCGCUCGGACCGCCGCCGAUCUCACCGCUUCUUGGCGGCCGCGUUGGCUACCACCGCACGGCGUCCGAGAAGCUCCGAACCAACCCGUCGCUGUCGCCCUCGCCCGCCUUUGCGUCCGUCCAGCAGCUUGUCGAAGACGGGUUCGCGCCGCUCGUUGCCCGCGCCUCGUCGUUUGCUCGCGAGAGCGGCCAGCUCGUGCGCGACGAAGAGCGCCAGAACGGUCGCGUCUCCCGCCAUGUCUUUUUGAGCUACUUUCGGUCCAUGGGCGGGGUGGGAGUCUGCGUCUUCCUCAUCUUUGUCCAGUGCGCAUGGCAAGGGCUUCUGCAAGGAAGCGACUUCUUCCUCGCGUCCUGGACGGCCCAAGACGACUUGACGCAGCAAGAGAAUGCAACGAGGAAUGUCUCCUUGUAUGCAUGCCUCGCCCUCGGCAGCAGCGCACUCGUCCUCGUCCGCACGCUCACGGUCUCGAUCGGUGGCUUGCACGCCGCCCGCCACCUCUGCGCCGGCAUGACAACAUCGCUCUUGAGCGCGCCAAUGACAUUUUUCGACGCGACACCCGUGGGCCGCAUCCUGAACCGGUACAGCGACGACGUCUCCCGCGUCGACUUUCAGCUGCCAUUUGCGUUCGGGUCGCUCCUCGCGACGGGCUUCUCGGUGCUGUGCACGCUCGUAACCACGUGCAUCGUUGCGCAGUACGUUGGGCUCUCGAUUCUCCCGCUCUUGCUCGUCUACGGUCGUCUCGGCCUCUACUACCUGCAGCCCGCGCGCGAGCUGCAGCGGCUCCAAAAGGUGACCCAGUCGCCCGUCCUUGCGCACCUUGCCGAGUCCAGUGACGGGUGUGCGGUCAUUCGGGCCUUCCACGUCGCCGACCGAUUCACGCUUGAAAACGCCGCCAAAAUCGACGCCAACAACCGCACCGUCUACGCGAGCAUCGUCACCAACCAGUGGUUUGCCCUGCGCAUGCAGCUCCUCGGCGCGCUCGUCGUCCUCCUCUUGACGACGGGCUUGACGCUGCUAAAGGACUCACUGAGCCCCGGUGUGAUUGGUCUCGCGUUCAACUACAGCCUCGCCAUCGACGCCGGCCUCGAGGGCCUCAUCCAAGUGUGGUCGUGGCUCGAGACCUCCAUGGUGAGCCCCGAACGCCUCCAGGAGUACGUCGACGUGCUGCCAGAGACGACGCGCGGGCCCGCCCUUGUCGUGCCCGAGCCGUCGUGGCCUCGAUUCGGCGACGUCGUGUUUGAAAACGUCUCGCUGCGCUACCCCCCAAGUAGCACCAACGUGCUCGUGGACGUGAGUUUUCGCAUCAAGGCGGGCGAAAAGGUCGGUGUCGUCGGGCGUACGGGGGCCGGCAAGUCGAGCGUCGCUUUGGCGCUCUUUCGCCUCUACCCGCUCGCAUCUGGUAGGAUCCUCCUCGACGGCGUCGAUGCCUCGACCGUCGACAUGCGCCUGCUUCGAAGCCGGCUCUCGAUCAUUACGCAGUCACCCAUUCUCUUCAAGGGCACGCUGCGUGGGUAUCUGGACCCAUUUGGCGACUGCUCGGACGACGACCUCUGGCGUGCGCUGGAGAAGGUUGAGCUCCGAUCUCGUGUCGCGUCGUACGCUGCGACCUUGGACGCGCCCUUGGAAGAGAAUGGUGAAAACCUCAGCGUCGGCGAGCGCCAAAUGCUCUGCAUGGCCCGCGCUCUCCUCUCGGACGCGCAGAUUGUCGUGCUGGACGAAGCCACGGCCUCGGUCGACGCCGAGACGGACGCCAAGCUCCAGCGCGUUCUCCGGUCCGAGUUCAAGGACGCCACCGUCCUUACGAUCGCGCAUCGCCUCGACACGGUCUUGGACGCCAACCGCAUCAUGGUGCUUGACGCCGGCCGCGUCGUGCAGUUUGGAUCACCCAUGAGCCUCAUCGCGCGCGGCGAGGGCCACUUCUACAACCUCGUCAAGGAAGGCGGCUACAUUGACCGCGUCGGCUCGUAG
Molecule: messenger RNA, 3822 nt
Organism: Saprolegnia diclina VS20
Lineage: Eukaryota; Oomycota; Saprolegniomycetes; Saprolegniales; Saprolegniaceae
Exons: 3
Coding region: 1-3822 (1273 amino acids)
Biological process (GO): transmembrane transport
Cellular component (GO): membrane
Molecular function (GO): ABC-type transporter activity; ATP hydrolysis activity; ATP binding
Source: RefSeq, a predicted model, not a curated record